Scylla paramamosain (green mud crab) is the source of this 2282-nucleotide messenger RNA. RefSeq lists its product as uncharacterized. NCBI's taxonomy places the organism in Eukaryota, Metazoa, Arthropoda, Malacostraca, Decapoda, Portunidae. The transcript is spliced from 6 exons. The coding region runs from base 408 to 1379 and encodes 323 amino acids. The record is from RefSeq and is a predicted model, not a curated record.
GUGUGUGUGUGUGUGUGUGUGUGUCAGUAGUUGACAGUCUUAUUGCUGCAGUAGACGUCUUCUUUCCGCGUGAUUGAGUGCGUGCAGUGGUGAUAGCGCUAGUGGUGAGCUCGAGCAUGACGGGGAAGACGGUGAAACAUCGCAUCACACCUCCACUACUUUCAAAAGGCUCUAGUUGAAGUUAUACGGGUUUUCAAGGAUGUUUUUUAUGGCUCUACUGAGAGAUUAACAACCUUUCCAUAUCAUUAACACAAGAUAGACUUGAGAAUCCGGCAAGAUUAUCUCUGUGGCCUUUGAAAAACAAUCAUGGUGAGAAAGCAAAGCGUUUCUGAAUACGAGCCACAGUGACGUGAUGGUGGUAGUGGUAUAACUACUGUCGUGGUGGUGGUGGUGGUGGUGGCUGCAGAAUGGGGUGCCGCUACUCUAAGGCUACCGGGUGCUACUCCCUGACGUGCUGCUUCUGCGUGGAGGCUGACGAGGCGUGUUGGUGGAUCGGAGCAGUGGGCGUGAUAUGGGGCACCGUGGCUAUCUUGCUGGACUUCAUAUCAGCUCACCUCCCGGAACAUUACUGCGAAAACUGCCUUGACCACACCCUCAACACUAAGCUGAGUCUGGCAUCGGGCAGCAUCAACGCCGCACAGUGGAUGGCGAGCGUCCUUCUGCUACAUGGCGCAAGGAAGGAAAACAAGUGGUUACUGGUGCCGUGGCUGGCGUGCAGCGUGGUGAGCCUGGCCAUGCUGGUGGCGUGGGUGGCGACCACGCUGCCCCGUACACCCUCUCUGCGCAGCAUGGUCUCCCUCAUCCAGCUAGCGUGGGGCAUUCACUUCUUCCUGGUGGUCACGACCCACUACAGACGGCUGGCCCUGAAGUUCGUGCUGCCCGAGGAAGCGCCCUUAAUCGUGCCUCCAAACACGCCAACCAAGCGACAUAAGCUACGACGGCGGCGGCUGGACCCAGGCUGCCAACCCGCCAUCAGGGUGUUGCUGGGAGCUGCCCUAAGAUUGCACGGCAACCUGCAGAGUGGCGCGCCGCAGGACGAGGACGAGGACGAGGACGAGGACGAGAUGGAGAUGCAUAUUAUUGUGGGCAGUGACGUAGGCGAGGCAAGGGAUGAAGAGGAAAGUUUUAGAAGACGUGGACGGACGACGAUGCGUGAAGGAGGGAUGGCUGAAGGUGACGAGACGAGAAUGGAGGAGCGACUUAUCAUCAUGCACACUUCGGAGCGUCACGUGCUGGGCAGAGUGGAGCACUGCUCACCACACCGCGGCGAGGAUGAGGCAGCGGGUGCAAAUGCGGGGCGGGACGAGGCGACAUCAGGUAGCCGCGGCGAUGUUGUGGGAGUCCCUUCAUCCCCACUUCACUCCGACAAUACAGACUGAGCUCCCCGUUCCUUUCAAGCCCACAGACUGAGCUCUCUCUGACUUCACGCCCACAGACAGAGCUCCUUCACGCCCACACGUAAAACGGGCUCUAGCCAAGGACAACAUAGAGUCUUGAGCAAGACUCCGCGGAAGAGGAUAAAGGCAUGCAGUCAGCAAAAUCAGAAGAGCAAUAUAUAUAUAUAUAUAUAUAUAUAUAUAUAUAUAUAUAUAUAUAUAUAUAUAUAUAUAUAUAUAUAUAUAUAUAUAUAUAUAUAUAUACCGGAAGAGCCCAACGGAGAGGACAGGGGGACACAAUAAGGAGAAGGAUAGAAUGUUAACUUUCUGUAUCCCCACGCCUAUAGACUGGAUUUCUUUUUGUUUUGCAUUCUACCCAAUUCUUAAAACAACGGAAUCAUGAAGCACUGCACUAUUCCGUGAACAUCCGAAAGUUUAAGUAGCAAGUCCUGUGCCUUUGAAACCUGCAACACCGUGAGUCAGUGGCCGUCUGAGGAGGGCCUUGCUUGAAUUUUUUGCUGGUGGACCAUGAUAUCUUUCAUGCACCGACGAUACCUGGCAAUUGACAUGAAACUUCACUUGAGGUAGAGAAACAUUUGAGGUUCUUGUCUAAACAGCUGCGGAGAACAAUGAAGAUUUCUUUAACGGCAAAACAAAAAUGAGAUAUGAUUAAGAUUGCUUUGCCUCCCAACCUUUACAAAUGAGACUCUUCGCUAAGUUAUUUCUCUUGUUUCAUGUUGCCUACUAUGUGAUGGCCUAGUGGCGCCUGAGGACUCAAGGUACACUGCUCUUUGUUUAAGCAACCACUGUAAGAAUAUCAUAUGCUGUUUUUGACAGAUUACUAAUAAGUGUACAUAAUAUUUUUGUGUACGAGUGUAAACUGAAAUAAUAAAGUGAAAUUCUGUG